Molecule: messenger RNA, 2688 nt
Organism: Closterium sp. Naga37s-1
Lineage: Eukaryota; Viridiplantae; Streptophyta; Zygnematophyceae; Desmidiales; Closteriaceae
Source: the annotation of a GenBank genome assembly
AUGAUAGACCCGCGCACAAAGUGCGCCAGGGGGAGCCGUGCUGUCACAGUGCUUCAAAAGGCACCCCACGGUCAGCGCCCACCCUCACCCGCACCAUCACCCUCUGCCUCUGUGUCUGCCUCUGUGUCUGCCUCUGUGUCUGCCUCUGCGUCUGCCUCUGUGUCUGCCUCUGUGUCUGCCUCUGUGUCUGCCUCUGUGUCUGCCUCUGUGUCUGCCUCUGUGUCUGCCUCUGUGUCUGCCUCUGUGUCUGCCUCUGCGUCUGCCUCUGUGUCUGCCUCUGUGUCUGCCUCUGUGUCUGCCUCUGUGUCUGCCUCUGUGUCUGCCUCUGUGUCUGCCUCUGUGUCUGCCUCUGUGUCUGCCUCUGUGUCUGCCUCUGUGUCUGCCUCUGUGUCUGCCUCUGUGUCUGCCUCUGUGUCUGCCUCUGUGUCUGCCUCUGUGUCUGCCUCUGUGUCUGCCUCUGUGUCUGCCUCUGUGUCUGCCUCUGCGUCUGCCUCUGCGUCUGCCUCUGCGUCUGCCUCUGUGCUGACCCCUCUUUGUUGGCCCUCUCGUUCCUUUCGCAAUUCAUCCUCUCCUGCUGCACAUGCUGCCUCCUUCCCUUACCCCUCUCCACGCAUCUCUGCCUCGUAUCUCUGCAGCUCGGGUGCUCGUAGCGGGCUCAAAUUCGCGGACUGGCAGUGGUGGCCGCACACCCUCAACGCACACAGGUUGGUGCAUGCAGCAACGCAGCAGGGAAAGGGGAGUGCAGCGAAGCAGCGGCUGUUUGAGAUGACGUACGAGGAGGGACGCAACGUGUCUGACGCCUCCGAGCUGGCUGCUGCUGCUGCUGACCUCGGCCUCUUUCACAUCGACUCUCCCGCCUACUUCGAAUCGGAAGAGGGAAAGCGGGAGGUGCUGGAGGACGAUGCGUACGGAAAGGACAAGCUGAGGAUCACUGGGGUUCCCUUCUUUCUUGUCGACAGCAAGUUUAGUAUCGCGGGCUGCCAGAUCCUUGUGGAGGAGCUUGGUGCCUGGCCAACCAUCCUCAUUCCUUCCUGCCACGCGAAUGUUCCCCUUUUUUCCAAGGCGACGAGCGUGCGACUCGCAGAGGUUGCGAAUGUCGCGUGCCCUGCCGCCGUGCCGCUGUUCCUGCCAAACGACUUUGGAGGCGACGCGGUGUGGGGACAGUCACCAGGAUUCGGAAAGGGAGCCGCCGCUUUCCCCGCUGCGAGCCCCCCCCCGCACCGCGGCUCGUGGACGGACGACGCGAACUGCUGCAAGACGAAGCGCCGAACCGCGCUCGGACGUGACGACGAGCUGGCGGGAGUGCGGCACGCUCUGGGUUGGGACAGCACUGAGGGUACAGAAGGUGAGGGAGAGGAGAGCGGCUGCAGCGACAGUAACGUUGAGGCGGAAGGUGAUUCGUCCGACGGUGAUAGCUUCGCCACUCGAUGCGAUCUCUUCUCAAGCUCUGACGAGUCCGACAUUCUUCUUCGCGACUCGCUCUCUGGUCUAAGCCGGCAGAGCUCUUUCGUGGGCGACAGCAUUCCCCAAUCUCCGCCGCGGUUCUCGCCGCCAGAUGCGGGAUCCCCCCGGUCGUGCACUUCGGGGGCCGUGUCGCCCAUGUCCGUGCUACCCGCGCCGCUGGUAUUGUCGCUGUCCACAUCGUUGGGUGAGAUGGCGGAGGUAGAGGCGGAAGAAGACGCGCUGCUCAUGCUGCCCAUCGCGUGGGACGAUGCGUGGGCGGAAGGGGACGCGGACGCGAUAGCCACGGCGGCGGCGGCGGCGGCGGCGGCGGUGGCGGCCGGAACUUCUGCACCUUGGUCACGACAGGCGACGCCGUGCCCUCGAUCUCCAUUCGCUACUCCUCCGCCUCGCAAAUCUGGCGCCCCGCCAAUCCCGCGCAAUGAUCCUCUUCCGCCUGCCUGGAGCCACGCAACCGCGCACUCUCCUUCCGGGCGGUGCAACCUCCGCGCCCGCAACAGCCCCACCCAGAAUAGUUUAAACCACGGACAGACCCAGUUCCCCGGAGACGCCUGCGCAAGUUCCCGCAGCCCUGUGUCUUCCGCCAAUGCGCGCAACCAUCAGCGCCCAGCCGCGCACCAUCUCCCCCGAUCGGUGCCUUCCCGGGGUCCGUCCGCUCCCCACCCUUCGCCCACCGGCUUUCCGCAUCAGCACCAGCAGCCACAGCCUUUCCGCGCAUGGCCUGCGUCUGGCUCCGUGCUCCCGCCCAUUGGCGCAUGCGCACGCAACAACUUCCGCCACCCCCUCAUUCCCGCGCCUAUGCAUGUCCCUGUUCACAUGGGCAUGCCCAUGGGCAUGCUCGGUAUGCCAAUGCCUGGUCCCAACCACCCACCCAUGGCAAUGCAUCAUCACCACGCGCACAUGCAUAUGCCUGUUGCCAUGGCUAUGCCAAUGACCAUGCCCGUCCAUCCCCUAACCCUAUCCUCCGUUCGCGUCCACCUACCCCCGCAUCUCGCGUUCCCUUGCCGUCCAUUCCCCGGGACUGGACUUGCGGGAAAGCCCGGCAACGGAGGGGCUCCGCGGAGCGGCGGGAAGGCGGAAAAGUUGGCGGGUGUAGGGGGGGUUGCUGGGGCUGCUGCGUCUGCAAUGGCGGCGGAAGGGUCAUCGGGCACGGGGGUGUUCCUCCCCCGCACCAGUGCUGCGGAUUCGUGUGGUGCCGUGGGUGGAGGGGAACCAGUGGCCAUUUGA